Molecule: messenger RNA, 504 nt
Organism: Staurois parvus
Lineage: Eukaryota; Metazoa; Chordata; Amphibia; Anura; Ranidae
Source: the annotation of a GenBank genome assembly
CGGGCGCCGGACCCCCAGGCGGAGCGACAGGUCUCGGGCCCUCAGGCGGAGCGGCGGGCGCCGGACCCCCAGGCGGAGCGACAGGUCUCGGGCCCUCAGGCGGAGCGGCGGGCGCCGGACCCCCAGGAGGAGCGACAGGUCUCGGGCCCUCAGGCGGAGCGGCGGGCGCCGGACCCCCCAGGCGGAGCGGCGGGCACCGAGUCACCAGGCACGACAGUGGGCUCCGAGUCAACUGGUAUGACCGCAGGCACUGGGUCAGACAUUGUAUGGUCUGGCUGGACAGCGGGCAUCGGGGUCACCAGGCAUCAGGUCAUUUGGCUCGACAGCGGGCACCGCGUCAUCUGGCAAGGCAGUGGGCUCCGAGUCAACUGGUAUGACCGCGGGCACUGGGUCAGACAUUGGAUCGUCUGACCGGACAGCGGGCAUCGGGUCACCAGGCAUCAGGUCAUUUGGCUCGACCGCGGGCACCGCGUCAUCUGGCAAGGCAGUGGGCUCCGAGUCAAC